UAAGAUUAUAACUUAAAUAACGAUUAUCAGAUUGUACCUGAACAGAAGCGGUGUAAUAAGUUGUUAUAACCAUCUGUCUAUGGAUAUGUAAAAAAAAAAAAAAUCUUAGAUGUACUAAAUUCAUUUCUUAAGAUUCAGCUUUAAACAGUGCAGAAUGUUAUACUUCAGUCAUUUAUUGUUAACAUUAACAGUUCUUACAAUAAGCAACAGCAGUAUAAAUAGAAAACUUUUAAGGUUGUGCCAGCUGGAUGUUAAUAACACUUGAGUCCUGUUGCAUAGACGUUUAAUAAACAACACAUAAGAUCUACAAACAAGUUCUUGUUCAUAGUGAGUGUGUGUAGGAAGAAUGUAGUUAAGCAUAUUUUAAAAUCCAGCACUGAAUCUGGCGGGAAAACUCUGUAGGACUGUUUUGUUACACUCCAGAAAAAGGUAUUUCCGCUUCAUGUUUUAAGAAUUAUUCUUCCUCACAUCCUUUGAUCGUGUAUAACCUGCUAUCAUGAGCUGUAGAUAGAUAGUUUGCCUUUAUUUGUAUAAGUGUUAUUUAUUCCUGUUCGUGUUCAUACAUAUGCAGAAUUCGAAUGUGUUCUUACUUAUAAAUAAACAGCCCUUUAACAUCAUUUGACCAUUAACAGUAAAAUAAAAAGAUGCGCUGUAAACGCUUUAGUCUGUGAUAUUUGGUAAAAGCGCGCCAAAUAUUUGUUCAAAAUACUAAACUGACCAACACUUUAAAUUUCCCGCAAUUUGUUGAUGACGUUGAGGCGUCUGAUCGAGCUUAGUUCUGAUUGGCUGAAGGAUAACCCGCCAAGAACGAAAUAAAUAGAAGCAGCUAGAGCCGCUUCAGCCAGUCUUUUCCCUCCAUUGUACAGACUCCGCAUCUUUUAGUAUUUAUUUUAUCUUCAUUUAAAAAAAAAAAAUUACUAAUUUUAUUUGCUUUAAACGCAAUGAUGCUGUCUACGCGCUCACCUCUUAAAAACAAGAAUGAAAACGUUUCUGCUAAGUUUGGGAGCAUGUCUCUGGGAGACAAAGAAAACACACCACCGAGUUUGAACUCCACACGAAUUUUAGCUUCCAAAACCGCGCGUAAAAUCUUCGAGGACCCUGAGGAGAAGCUAAAAGCCAAUACAGAGGAAGAGCCUCUCCUGAAGGAAAAUCCACGUCGCUUUGUCAUCUUCCCUAUUCAGUACCAUGACAUAUGGCAGAUGUACAAGAAGGCUGAGGCCUCUUUCUGGACGGCUGAAGAGGUUGACCUCUCCAAAGACCUCCAGCACUGGGAUUCCCUAAAGGAUGAUGAGCGAUAUUUCAUUUCUCAUGUGUUGGCGUUCUUCGCAGCAAGCGAUGGCAUUGUCAAUGAGAAUUUGGUGGAGCGCUUCACCCAAGAGGUCCAAGUGACUGAGGCACGUUGUUUUUAUGGCUUCCAAAUUGCCAUGGAGAACAUUCACUCUGAGAUGUAUAGCCUGCUUAUUAACACGUAUAUUAAGGCUCCUGCAGAGAGGGAGUAUCUUUUCAAUGCCAUUGAGACUCUUCCUUGUGUGAAGAAGAAGGCUGACUGGGCCUUAAAUUGGAUUGGCAACAAAGAUGCCCAGUAUGGUGAGCGAGUGGUGGCUUUUGCUGCUGUAGAGGGAAUCUUCUUCUCUGGUUCUUUUGCUGCAAUUUUCUGGCUAAAGAAGAGGGGCCUUAUGCCAGGUCUCACCUUUUCCAAUGAACUCAUCAGCCGAGAUGAGGGUCUUCACUGUGACUUUGCCUGUUUAAUGUUCAAGCAUUUGGUGAACAAGCCUUCAGAAGCAACUGUCAAGAAAAUCAUUGUGAAUGCAGUUCAGAUUGAGCAGGAAUUCCUGACCCAGGCGCUACCAGUUAAACUGAUUGGCAUGAACUGUGACUUGAUGAAACAGUACAUUGAAUUUGUGGCAGACAGACUGAUGUUGGAGCUGGGCUUCAACAAGAUCUAUAGAGUAGAGAACCCGUUUGACUUCAUGGAGAACAUUUCUUUGGAGGGAAAGACAAACUUUUUUGAGAAGAGGGUAGGAGAGUACCAGCGUAUGGGUGUUAUGUCUGGGCCCACGGACAACACCUUCCGGCUUGAUGCGGACUUCUAGACUGAGGAAAUUGACACUUAAACAUAAACACUUGAAGAGGUGCUAGUCGAUUGACAACCUCCAUAUUUUGUAUUCACAUUGUGUAUAUGAAUUUUUAAAUGUAAAUUUAAGGUUUUUUUUUUUUUUAAUAAACUUUAGUUGUAUGUUUUUUGUGGUGUUGCAGUUGGGAUUUUUAUUUAUAGCUUGCACAAAUGCCAUGUUUUACUGCUUCUCCUUUUCCUUAACCCAGCUCUCUUGUCUUACCCAACUGUUUCUUCUGAAUUGUCAAUGUAAAUAAAAUUGAUUUAAGAUUU
Messenger RNA from Tachysurus fulvidraco (yellow catfish), 2386 nucleotides. RefSeq names its product ribonucleoside-diphosphate reductase subunit M2. Gene Ontology annotation, cellular component: cytosol. NCBI's taxonomy places the organism in Eukaryota, Metazoa, Chordata, Actinopteri, Siluriformes, Bagridae. The transcript is spliced from 10 exons. Gene Ontology annotation, molecular function: ribonucleoside-diphosphate reductase activity, thioredoxin disulfide as acceptor. The record is from RefSeq and is a predicted model, not a curated record. Gene Ontology annotation, biological process: deoxyribonucleotide biosynthetic process. Bases 942 to 2093 code for a protein of 383 amino acids.